This is a messenger RNA of Otolemur garnettii (small-eared galago), 1421 nucleotides long. It is a transcript of the gene ANKRD9, whose product is annotated as ankyrin repeat domain 9. Gene Ontology annotation, molecular function: protein binding. The transcript is spliced from 3 exons. The record is from RefSeq and is a predicted model, not a curated record. Lineage: Eukaryota; Metazoa; Chordata; Mammalia; Primates; Galagidae. The coding region runs from base 350 to 1324 and encodes 324 amino acids.
CGGCGGCGGCAGCGGCUCUCUCCCGUCCGUUCGUCGUGGGACCUUCGCCUGCGGGGACGGCGCACGCUCCUGCCUGCGGCCCCUUCGUUCCCCACGGAGCUGGGAUUGCUGACAAUGCAGCAAACCUGUUUGUGGAUGGAGGGCUAGAAUCACUCCCUGAACUGCUAUGGGAGCACACAGCCAGAGGUCGUCCACACCACACCCAUUUCUUACAGAUAAGGAAGAUGAGGCUCAGCAAGGAAAAGUGAUAGACCCAUAGCCACAGAACUUGGUGACUGCGGUCCAGGGACCGGGUGUGCCAUUGUCCCAGGGCCCAUGCCUUGAGGCCUGGAGGUGCAGGGCGGCCAGCAUGCCGUGGGAUGCACGGCGGCCAGCGGGUGGCGCAGAAGGUGGGCGAGAGCGCCCGGGAGCAGCGCACUCGCAGGCACAGAAGCAGUGUCGCAAGUCGUCGUUUGCCUUCUACCAGGCGGUGCGCGACUUGCUUCCGGUGUGGCUUCUGGAGGACAUGCGCGCCAGCGAGGCCUUCCACUGGGAUGAGAGAGGGCGCGCUGCUGCCUACUCUCCCUCCGAGGCGCUGCUCUACGCGCUGGUGCAUGACCACCAGGCUUAUGCGCACUACCUGCUGGCCACGUUUCCACGGCGUGCGCUGGCACCGCCUAGUGCUGGCUUCCGCUGCUGUGAGGCGCCGGGGCCACACGUGACGCUGGCUGUGCGUUACAACCGUGUGGGCAUCCUGCGCCGCAUCUUGCGCACCCUGCGCGACUUCCCUGCUGAAGAGCGUGCACGUGUGCUCGACAGGAGAGGAUGUAGCCGAGUGGAGGGCGGUGGCACGUCGCUGCAUGUGGCCUGCGAGCUGCUGCGCCCAGAGUGCCUCUUCCUGCUGCUCGGCCAUGGUGCCUCACCUGGCCUGCGUGAUGGUGGUGGUCUUACACCAUUUGAGCUGCUGCUGCGCCAGCUGGGUCGUGAUGCUGAGGCCACUGAUGCUGAUGCUGGAACAGCCAACGCUGCCUCUGCUGGGACCGCCACUGUGCCCGGGGAGCCGCGUCAGCGCCGCCUGCUGUUGCUCGACCUGCUGGCACUGUAUACCCCCGUGGGCGCCGCUGGCUUGGCUCGCCGUGAACUGCUGGGCGACCGACUACGCUGGCAGCAGCUGCUGGGUGAAGACAAGUUCCAGUGGCUGGCGGGCCUGGCACCGCCCUCGCUCUUCGCACGCGCCAUGCAGGUGCUGGUCACCGCCAUCUCCCCGGUCCGCUUCCCCGAGGCCCUGGACGAGCUACCGCUGCCACCUUUCCUGCAGCCGUUGGACCUCACGGGCAAGGGCUAGACCCCGAGGGCAGCCUAGGCACUGGAUUUUGGGACAAAACUAUUUUUCAGAACAUUGUAUCUGGCACUUUACAUAUAUUGAUCUCUCUAUAGCAGAA